This is a messenger RNA of Polychytrium aggregatum, 1614 nucleotides long. RefSeq names its product Septin-domain-containing protein. Lineage: Eukaryota; Fungi; Chytridiomycota; Chytridiomycetes; Polychytriales. Bases 1 to 1614 code for a protein of 537 amino acids. Gene Ontology annotation, biological process: cytoskeleton-dependent cytokinesis. Gene Ontology annotation, molecular function: molecular adaptor activity; GTP binding; protein binding. Gene Ontology annotation, cellular component: cell division site; microtubule cytoskeleton; septin complex. The record is from RefSeq and is a predicted model, not a curated record. The transcript is spliced from 4 exons.
AUGUCCCACAAGUAUCAGGCGAUCGCAUCCUUCAUUCCAAACAGCCCGGACGAGCUGGCCUUCAACGCAGGCGACAUUCUGGCUCUGACCGAAUUCUAUGACGAUGGUUGGGCCAAUGCCAUUAACCAAAGCAACUUCCGCUCUGGGUUGGUCUCCGGCAACUUCAUCGUCCCGGCCGGCGCCCAGAUCGACAACCCUGCCAAUCCGCCCCUGCCUUUCCCGAGAAUCUCAUCGCAGAGCAGUCGGAGCUCCGUCCCCCAGACACCCAUACAAGCCCAUGUCGGAGUGGGAACCGGCUCGACCUUCAAUUUCACCAACCCUAUAAGCGCCAUCCGAACCUCUAACUACAAUCUGAACAUGACGGCGAAUAGGAGUCUGCCUGGCAGCUUGUCCAACAUGGCUGACAGCAGCUCCGACCGAAGCGUCCCGACCGAGCCUGUCACCAACACCGUUGUGAUGCCCCCAAAGUUUACGCAGAUGUCUGACUCGGAAUGCAAGGACUUUGUCGUCAAGCGUCUUGAGGAAACGAUUAGGCUUAGGAGUCUCAGAGAGCGGGCGCCGAAUGAUAUUGGAACAAUCAAAAUAUCGGUCACCGGUGAUUCUGGAAUCGGAAAGACGCGCUUGAUCGACAGCUUUCUCGAGAUGAAUCAGUUUGCUUCCCGAGAACCAACAAUAUCGUAUCUUGAAAUGGACCCCAGGCUCGCGAUUCGCGAGAUUCGAGGCUCGACCAUAUCGGCUGAUGAGGAGCGUCCAAAUGAAGAGCGGCAAAACGUGUGCUUCGUCGACACACCCGGCUUUGGCUCCUAUAUCAACGCCCUGGCCACAAUCGACCCCGUAAUCGAGUAUCACGACAAGGAGUUUCAGCGCACCGAUCAGUUCUUUUCUCGACAGAACCCGUCCAGCAAGAGCAUUAUCAGCUUCAUCACAUCCGGAACUGGGGGCUCCAAUCAUGUAGAUCUCUGUCUCUAUGGCAUCCUGCAUCGCCUGAAGCCUGUGGACAUUGAAUUUAUGCGACGUCUGUCGUCGGUUGUCACGAUCGUUCCUGUGAUCAUGAAGUGUGAUGCCAUGCGCAAGAACGAACUUUUCCAGCUCAAGACACAGAUUUUGUCGGAACUCGGUCGAGCCGGCAUUCGCGUGUUUGGAUUCGGCCUCGAAAUGUGGGAACUCCUGGUGCUUGCCCGCAAUCAGCUGCCCGGGGCUGUCCCAUUUGCAAUCAGCAACUAUGCCAUCAUGAACGAGGAUCCCGGGCCCUUGAGCGAGCUGGAGACGCUCCAGAAGCUGCUUCUAUUCCAAUCUCUCCCGGAAAUACGAUACUGGACAGCAGAGACCUUUGUCAAGUGGAGGACUGUCCUGAUUGAAAAAGAGGAAGCCGAGCGAAAAUUGCUUAUCGAGAAUCAGAGAGCCCAGGAGGAGAAACGACUUUUGUUCGAAGCAAAACGAGAGAAUGAGAUACUGAGGGCGAAGGCUGCUCUUGAGGAAAAGGCAAGGGAAGAGGAGGAGCGUCGCCGUCAGGAGGAUGAAUUCCGCCGCCUGCAAGAAGAAGCCCGUGCAAGACUCGAGGCCAAGCAAAAGGGCAACGAGGGAUUGGCGAAGUGGUUCAAGACUCGGCACUGA